This is a messenger RNA of Cebus imitator (Panamanian white-faced capuchin), 4779 nucleotides long. It is a transcript of the gene RAB5B, whose product is annotated as RAB5B, member RAS oncogene family. Lineage: Eukaryota; Metazoa; Chordata; Mammalia; Primates; Cebidae. Gene Ontology annotation, molecular function: GTP binding; GTPase activity. Bases 345 to 992 code for a protein of 215 amino acids. The transcript is spliced from 7 exons. The record is from RefSeq and is a predicted model, not a curated record.
GGCGAGGAGGAGAAGGAGGGGCAGGAGGGUUUGGUUGAGCUGCAGCUGUUUGUCUGUUCGACACAGGCUUGGGGCCGACGGGGGAGACGGAGCCCCAGACUUAUCCCCUAUACCAUCCUCUGGAGACUCCUGCAUGUGUUUAGAAAGUAUACCUUUCUCUGCCUCUAAUUUGGAGGACUACAGCUGUUAGGCCUCUUUGGUGUGGAGGGUAAUCUAAUCCCUAGGCACCAGCAAGACAGCUGCAAGUUGACAGACUGUUGAAGCCUGGAAAUCCCCUCCCCUUCCCCCCCCCGCCUUUACGGCAUCCCCCUCCCUCCACCCUUUCCUACUCUGAUAAUCUGGCCAUGACUAGCAGAAGCACAGCUAGGCCCAAUGGGCAACCCCAGGCCAGCAAAAUAUGCCAGUUCAAAUUGGUCCUGCUGGGAGAAUCUGCAGUGGGAAAGUCAAGCCUGGUAUUACGUUUUGUCAAAGGGCAGUUCCAUGAGUACCAGGAGAGCACCAUUGGAGCGGCCUUCCUCACCCAGUCCGUUUGUCUAGACGACACAACCGUCAAGUUUGAGAUCUGGGACACAGCUGGGCAGGAGCGAUACCACAGCUUAGCCCCCAUGUACUACAGGGGUGCCCAAGCUGCAAUCGUGGUUUACGACAUUACUAAUCAGGAAACCUUUGCCCGAGCGAAGACAUGGGUGAAGGAACUACAGCGACAGGCCAGUCCUAGCAUCGUUAUUGCUCUAGCGGGGAACAAAGCUGACCUGGCCAACAAGCGUAUGGUGGAGUAUGAAGAGGCCCAGGCAUAUGCAGAUGACAACAGCUUAUUGUUUAUGGAGACUUCAGCCAAGACAGCUAUGAACGUGAAUGAUCUCUUCCUGGCAAUAGCUAAGAAGUUGCCAAAGAGUGAACCCCAGAAUCUGGGAGGUGCAGGAUGCCGAAGCCGGGGUGUGGAUCUCCAUGAACAGUCCCAGCAGAACAAGAGCCAGUGUUGUAGCAACUGAGGGGGUGGCUAGCAGCAAACAAGUAUGGAGCUAGCACGAGAGCUAAGAAAUAACCUCCAUCCCUACCCCUCAGCACACAGCCCCUACGGUAACAGCACACUGAGCCCUGGCUCCCAAGGGCUGCCUCCUGACAGCUCCGUCAUGGCACUUUUUAAUGCUUCAGCAACCAACACCAGGCAGCUGUUGCCACUGGCCUCCUACCCCCUACUCUGGGGCUUGGGGGUCAACUCCCCCCAGGACUUACCUUCCAAAACAAACUUUCUUCACUUUGUAUUAUAGGUACAAGACAGUGACUUACUUUUCUCCUCCUCCCUAGUGUUCCUCCCCAUUAUUUCAGAAAACACUUCUGUCUCCUGUCCCUUCCCCUUUCUGCUUUUGGUCAAUCCCUGUUCUUGAUCCUCUUUUCUCCUCUCCCCAGGAUGCAGAAGGUAGUAAACCCAGGAGCUGAGGAAGGAGGUUUCCAGUUCAUUUACAUUAAGGGCCCUGGGGGAGAAUAAAGCUCAGAGCAGGAGGGAGUAAGGAAACAUUUCCUUUUUGUUUUUAUUUGGUUUGAGUUUCUCAUAUUUGAAAACAUUGUGGUAUCCAUGAGUUGGCCUUGUAGAGGGUGUUCCUAGGUAGAGGUGAGAAUGGGGAGGCAAGCUCUCAGGCACCAGGCAGGAGGUGUCCUGUAAGCUAACUGGGCAGAGGUGGAGGUACAGUGUUAUCUGUGGCUCUGUAACUCUUCCAAGGCCCAGUUUCCCCUCACGCAGCCUCUUAGGUAGCAUUUCCCCUAUCAUGGGGAUUGGACCCCAGAGUCCUCCAAAGAAUCUUCACUGGUUGCCUGCAUCUUUGGCUCUGCUGUGAUCUAAUUGGAGGAGGGACCAGUUUCUGAUACCCAUCCUCUGAUUUAUACAUAUGCAUUUUUUUCCCUCUGGCCUUUAGAUGGCCUCAGCCCCAACUACCAUAUGCCCCUGCAGUUUGCACUUUAAUUGAUGGUAGUUCAGUUGGGGUACUUGUUUUAUGGAAGUUUUGAUUGAUUUCCCUGCCCUCCCACCUUCUUUUUAAUUCAAUGAAAUCUGAGGUUAAUAUGAGGUUUUGGGAGAGGUUAUAGAUAAAAUUACCAGUGGCAGCUAUUUAAGUCCAAUCUCCACUGUUAGCUUCCUCCAACUCAAUUCUUAACCUAUAUUCUUGCCAAUCUAGCUAUUGAGUAUAGGUUUGCCUUUCCUGGAGAAUUAACUGAGCAAUUGGGGAGUGUCUCAGGAUAGCAUAGGCCAAGGUAGGGGAGUAAAAAGGAGGUCAGGCAAAAGGGAGGAGUUUUCUAUCCUUUCCCAGGUUUCACACUCAAUUUGAUAUCCAUUACCAUGUCUUUUCUACUUCCCUGUAAAUAGAUACGAUCUUUAUUCCUACUGUACAGUCUGUUCUAUCCUCUGCCUCCCACCAGGCCCUGUUUCCUUUUUCCUUUGUUAAUAUCUUGAAUUUAGUCCCUCCAUUCUUAAUCCCCCCAUUCCUUUCCACCAUGCAACCAGUGGUUUAAUCCACGUACCACUAGGGGCUAGUACCACAGAGGCCUCCUUGUGGCGCCCUCAUAUCAUACCACCUGUUCCUGUGGACAGGGAAUGACCGGCACCGAAGGUACCUUACAACUGGCUCAUAUUAUCAGAGGACCUUGGUCCUUUCUAUAUCUUUAGCCUCUCUUCAUAUCCGUCAUUGGGUGUUUUAAGAUGUAUCUGGGAAGCCAUCAAGGCAAAAGAGAACUUUAAGUUCCUUGUUCCAGCCCAGAGUUUCGGGAAAGAAAGAAAGAAAGGAAAGGUCACAGUGACCUAGGAUUGGAACCUUUCUGCCCUUUUGGCUUGCAGACUGCCUUCUAUCCCAGAACAGCUGAGAAAUCUAUGAAGCUGAGAUUCUGAAGGACCCAGCUUAGGUUCUUCCACUUAGGCCUCAAUUCCCUUCCUUUUCCAGGGGCAGCCUUAGUUCCAAUGGCCCUGAAACACACACAUUUCCCCCUUCCUUUCCCAGAAGCCACUGGCCCCCACCCAAAGCACCCAGUGUAUCCUUUUUAUAAGUAGAAGAACUAGGUUGACUUUCUAAAGUCUCCUAGAAAUGAAAUUCUUUCUCUCUGCAGCUUUCCCCAUGGAGUAGGAGUGAAGAUGUCUCAUUGUCUUGGGGCUGGGAAUCCAUUUUCCCAGGCUUCUCCCUCCCCCACCCCCACAGAAACAGGAUUUGGCCUUAGCUUCUGGGCCUACCGGCUGCCUUCCCUCUACUUCCUACCAGCUCUUCUGCCUUCCUUUGAGCUCUGUUGGGCUUGGGGAUCUUAGGGUUUUUUUUUUAAUUUCCCAGCUCAUUUUUUUCUUCUGGUCAGUUUUUUCAAGGGGGGGGUGUUGUGGGUUUUGUUUUUGUUUUGCUUCUAAGAAAGUAUUUGCCUUUCUUCCUCUCCCAACAUAACAAUCGUGGUAACAGAAUGCGACUGCUGAUUUACCAAUGUAUUUAAUGUAAGUAAAAAAAGGAAAAAAAGAAAAGGGCAUUGGAGUGUUGCUUUUUUUUUUUUUUUUGCUAUUUGUUUGUCAGGUACUAGGAAUUUGGAAGAAAGGAUACCCAGUAAUGUUUUAUUGAAUCAGAAACACACCUUCCCCUGCAUCUUGGUACGUACGUCCUUAUUCCCUUUAAUCUUUUCUUAAACAUCCAGUUUGGAAAAUAUCCCUUCUAUUGCUAUUUAAUCACCCCUAUUCUAAGGCCACUAGAUUGUUCAUCAAAUUGAACCCUAUUGUAUCUUUUUUAGGCCAUCUUAACAGAAUGUGUAUGUAUAGGGUGUGGUCUGUGGAUCUUUGGGCCCAUUGAUGAGAUUGGAGGGAGGUGGUGCUAUUUGAAGUAGUAUACAAAAAUGUAUGUGCAUAUUUCUAGGAUCCAUUUUUAUAUGUUUCUCAAAGGGCUUCAUGACCUAAAGGUUGAAAAACAUCACUGAAUUAGUUUUUUGGUUGAUCUUGUGGCUUCCACCUCAAUGGGAAAAUUUCCCCUGGAUCUGCUCUUGACUCCUAGUGUACUUCAAACCCGUCAGUCCAUCACAGUCUAAAAGCUGAGGGAAGGGAGAUGAAAUAGAAAGGAUUAUGUAUAGUUGCAGAUUUUAAAUUCCAGAAAAUCUUAAGGAUAGGAAAGAGGAUUGGUACCAGACAAACCUGGCAUUUUAGGCCUGUCUCUGUCAACUUACAAGCUGUGGCCUUGAGAUCACGUUAGUGCUUUCUGCCUCUGUUUCUUCAUCUGUAAAAUAAAUGCUGAAGAUUAAGGUCAAUUAUGUAACGCAUCUGUGUAGCACAAAAGUAGAUGACACUAUUAGGAAGGAGGCUUUUUAGAUAAUCCCUAACUGACUUCUCUGUAUCUUCAUUGGGCUGAGACUGUUUUUUAAGUUGCAGCUCUCUCUAUGUUUCUUUCUUUUUUUUUUUUUUUUUUUUUUUAACUGGUAGGAUAGGUUGGGCAUCAGCCUUCUUCAAUAAUUUGAUUGUAUAUAGAUUGAAAUCCUUUCCAUUUCCAAGCACUUAAGAGGCAAAGCCAACUUUUCACUGUCGGUUCCCUUACCUUAUAUCUCUUAGUAACACCCCCUACUCCUAUUCAGUGAUUCUUGGUAAAAGCUCUAGUUGGAGAGCCGAAAGGAAAGGAAAAUGAUCUUUCAAAAUUGAAGGUGAAAACCUUCACUUAAACUGAUUAAAAUUGUAGCUCCACCCUCGGGCCUCUAGAGGGCAGUGUAUGGACACAUUGCCCAGGUUAGGGGACUAGGUUUGAUAAAUUUUGUCCUGCAUCAAACGAUAAAAGGGUAAUA